CCACAAUUGAAAAGCUGAUAUGAUCGGUAUAUAUAGCCUAUAGCUGGUAGCGCUCCGAGUCGGAGUCGGAACCUAGGUUGCUUUCUCCUGGGAAAUAUCAGUUUCCGGCUUCGGAACCUGGACCUAGCUUGGAGCCUGCCAGUGGGAACCUCCCUCGAGUAUCGCUUUAUCAAGUGUUUAUGUAUUUAUGGUUGACCGACGUUCGCCAAACCGCACCAAUUGAUUAAAGGACUCGUGGAAUGUGCCCGGCACAUUAUUUGAGCCCUCAUGUCGCGGCGCACGAGCUGGCACAUGCGAAUCGUUUGGCUGCGCCCUAUAAAAUCCAAUGUACAUCACUCAAAAAACACCAGCAAGUUUCAAAUUUCAAAUUUCAGCUAUGAAAUUCACUUCACUCACCGCCGUUAUCGUCUUUACCACAGCGAUGGUUAGCGUAGUCAUCGCAUCUGCUGGGCCGGAUUUAUCCUGCGAGCCUUAUCAAGGGGGGUGCUCAAAGGGCGUUAAAAGUUUCAACAACGACAACGAUUUCGGGUAUCUCUGCGGAGCUAACGGCCACAUCACGCGCUGGUUUCCAUGUACGUGCAAAGGCUGCUGUCGAUUGUAUGAUGAUGGCGGUGGGUUGAACCUGCCCACGUGUUCACAAUGAUUUGCUUUGGUAACGCCAUAGUGCCUGGUGCAUGGAACUGAUUUGCAUGGUACGUGGAGUAGGGCAUGAAGGAGUGUUGUCAUGAUCACGCUGUCUUGUUGUCCGAGAAAUGAAGAUGCUUUGUGAAUGCGGUGUCGAAUGAACUAGGCGA
Suillus discolor is the source of this 794-nucleotide messenger RNA. RefSeq lists its product as uncharacterized. The record is from RefSeq and is a predicted model, not a curated record. Bases 326 to 643 code for a protein of 105 amino acids. The transcript has 4 exons. Lineage: Eukaryota; Fungi; Basidiomycota; Agaricomycetes; Boletales; Suillaceae.